This is a messenger RNA of Glycine soja, 1194 nucleotides long. Its product is annotated as probable 2-oxoglutarate-dependent dioxygenase AOP1. Gene Ontology annotation, molecular function: dioxygenase activity. Bases 81 to 1022 code for a protein of 313 amino acids. The transcript has 4 exons. Lineage: Eukaryota; Viridiplantae; Streptophyta; Magnoliopsida; Fabales; Fabaceae. The record is from RefSeq and is a predicted model, not a curated record.
UUAUGGUAGUUGUUAUGGAAGAUAUAUGUAUAUAUCUUCGCUAUGUAACUUCUUAACGCAAGACAAAAUCUAUUUGGACCAUGGCAACCCAAACUUUGUGUGAAUCUCCUCUUCCUGUUGUUGACUUCAUCAAUGAAAACAUGAAGCCGGGCACCGAUACAUGGCUUGGAGCCUGUCAAUUGGUGCGGAGAGGAUUUGAGGAUUACGGUUGUUUCCUAGCACGCUUCAGUAAGGUUGGUCCAGAGCUUCUCAACUCCGUUUACUAUGCAAUGGAAGAACUCUUUAGUCUUCCAUUGGAAACCAAAAGGAGAAAAACAAGUGAUAAACCAAACCAUGGCUACACUGGACAAGUACCCACAUCGCCUCUAUUUGAAUCUUUUGCGAUUGACAAUCCAUCCAGUAUUGAAGAUUGUCAAAAAUUCGCACGCAUAAUGUGGCCAACGGGAAAUGACCAUUUGUGUGAAAGCGUCAACGAGUAUACAAAGAUGUUAAAAGAACUAGACCAAACCGUGAAGAGAAUGGUAUUUGAUAGCUAUGGCCUGGACAAGCUGAAAUGCGAGUCAUUCCUCGAGUCAACCAAUUAUGCUUUUCGAAGCUACAAAUAUAAGAUACCUGCGACAGAUGAGAGCAGCGUGGGAGUGAAUUCUCAUACGGACUCAACCUUCAUAACCAUAUUGCAUCAGAGGGUAGAUGGCCUAGAAGUUAAAUUGAAGGAUGGAGAAUGGUUUGGUGUGGAUGCCUCACCUUUGUUUUGUGUCAUGGCUGGUGAUGCAUUUAUGGUAUGGAGUAGUGAAAGGAUAAGAGCUUGUGAACAUCGUGUUAUUCUGAAAGCAAAGGUAACCAGGUACUCCUUGGGAUUACUUUCAUACAGUAGUAAGAUGGUACAGACAUUGGAGGAUCUAGUCGAUGAGGAACAUCCAAUACGCUAUAAGCCAUUCGACCAUUAUGCAUAUGUUGGUUUUCGUUUCACAGAGGAAGCCGUAAAAUAUACAAGUCGUAUCAAAACAUAUAGUGGUAUUUAAUUAAUUUGAGACAAUCUAUGUGUGUAUCUUAUGAAGAAAUUGAAGGCCAUUUCAUAUAUAUAUAUAUAUAUAUCAGAAAGGAAUUAUUGACUUGUAAGAAGUUGAAUAUAAUAGUGUGUGGCUUCCUUGGGGGCAACUUAUUAUCGGUUUAUAUAUAAUAAAUGUUUCUGCA